GCUAACCUCGUUGUCAAUUUUCCUUACAGGCUAAGGAGGUGGGAAGGAGAUUCCCGAAGAGUGAGAGGAAGAAGAGAAAGAGGAAAAGCAGAAGGAGGGGCGGGUUCCUGGCAAGGCUUUCGCUCCCAAAUAAGUUUCUGUAAAAGAUGGAGAAGGAAGAAGAGCCCACAAGGGAGCUGCUCUUGCCCAACUGGCAGGGCAGCGGUUCCCAUGGCCUAACCAUUGAGCAGACAGAUGAUGGUGUCUUUGUGCAGCAAGUCAUGCAGAAUUCCCCUGCGGCACGCACUGGCGUGGUCAAGGAGGGGGACCAGAUUGUGGGGGCCACCAUCUACUUUGACAAUCUGCAAUCGGGUGAGGUGACACAGCUUCUGAAUACCAUGGGGCACCACACAGUGGGCCUGAAGCUGCACCGCAAGGGAGACCGCUCCCCGGAGCCCGGUCAGACCUGGUCCCACGACAGCGCCUUCGGACGGUGUUCUGAGGUAGUGCUGAGCGGGGAUGAUGAGGAAUACCAGCGGAUCUACACCACAAAGAUCAAGCCACGGCUGAAGUCGGAGGACGGGCUGGAAGGGGUCGAGCUUGGGGAGACCCAGAGCCGCACCAUCACGGUGACCAGAAAGGUCACGGCCUACACGGUGGACGUGACGGGCCGAGAGGGGGCCAGGGAGAUCGACAUCAACAGCCCCGAAUUCAAGAUCAAGAUUCCAAAGCACGAGCUGACGGAGCUCUCCAAGGUGGACGUGGAAACCGUCCACGGGAAGACGGUCAUUCGAUUGCCACAAAGCCCCGGGGCCACCGUUCAGACCACAGGCUAUAGUGUUGACUUUAAGGCAACUGGACCGGAGCUCCAAGGGCCGGGAGCGGCUGGGGCCGGCCACUCCAAGGUGCAGGUCACCGCGCCGGGGAUCCAAGUGGAAGGCCUGGCGGCCGGCGGUGUCGGUAAGGGCCUGAAGGUAGAAGGAAAGCCGGAAGUCUCUGUUCAUACCAAAGGCUCUGCUUCUGUUGACUUGGGAAGCAAAGGAGGAGCCGGGGCUGGCUCUGGGAUCCGGGUUCCCGGAAUCGAUGCUUCGGCUUCGCUGGGAGGCGGGACUGUCGACCUCCAGCGCCCAUCCAUUGAUAACAUCACCAUUCCCAUCAUGAAGCUACCCAAAUUUGGCUUCUCGGGAGCGGGGCCUGAGGUCCAGGGCCCAGAGGUCGGCCUGGGUGUUUGCUCCCCAGGCGUCUCUGUGGGGCCCGGGGGCGCCGGCUCGGGCGUGGCAGUGAGCGGGAGUAUCCAGGGGCCGAAGCUGGAAGUCACGGCUCCGUCCGUCCAUGUUGAGGGAGUCGAAGGAAAGCUGAAGGGUCCCACGAUCACAACCCCGACUUUGGGGGGUGACUUCGGUCCCAAAGGCGCCACACUUCCAGGGGCUGGAGGUUUGGACGUCUCGGUAUCCAAGGGGCAGGUCGGUGUCAAAGGCCCUGCUGUGGAACUUGGAGCUCCGGAAAUCGACCUUCAUGGCGUGAGUGGAAAACUGAAAAUGCCCCAGAUGAAAGUCCCCAAGUUUUCUGUGUCUGGUUCCAAAGGGGAAGGAGUGGCUGUGGAUGUAAAACUGCCCGAGGGAGAAGUGAACCUGCCCACUGUCACUGGCAACGUCAGCCUGCCGGAGGUGGCCGUCGGUGGGCCAGAAGGCAAAAUCAAAGACCUUAAAGUCAAGAGCCCAGAGAUGAUCAUUCAGAAACCUAAAAUCUCCAUGCAGGAUGUAGACCUAAGCCUUGGGUCCCCCAAAUUGAAAGGGGAUAUAAAGGUUUCAGGUCCAGGAAUACAAGGGGACGUAAAAGGUCCUCAGAUAGUCAUGAAAGAACCCACAGUGGACAUCAAGGCACCCGGCCUGGAGGGAUCCCUGACCGGGCCCAAGGUUGGCAUCCCAUCUGGGAAAACGGGGGCCUGCAAAAUCAGUAUGACUGACGUUGAUUUGAACGUAGCUGCCCCCAAGAUAAAGGGUCAGGUGGACCUCCCAAAGAUCGAAGGGCAAGUCAAAGGCCCUGAGAUGGACAUCAAAGGCCCCAAAGUGGAGGUUGCUGCUCCGGAUGUGGACGUCCACGGACCCGAGUGGCACCUGAAGAUGCCCAAGAUGAAGAUGCCCAAGUUUAGCGUGCCGGGGAUCAAGGGGGAAGGGCCAGAGGUCAAGGGAGACAUCAGCGUUUCAGGGCCCAGUAUUGACAUUGCAGCCCCACAGGUCAACCUCGAAGGCCCAGAGGGAAAACUGAAAGGGCCUGGCAUCAAAGCGCCGGAGGUGAAUAUCAAAACCCCGAAGAUCUCCAUGCCCGAUGUCGAUCUCAACCUGAAAGGCACAAAGGUGAAGGGAGAAUAUGAUGUCACGGUUCCAAAGCUGGAAGGGGACCUGAAGGGUCCCAAGGUGGACGUCAGCGCCCCAGAUGUGGAGCUUCACGGUCCCGAGUGGAACCUCAAGAUGCCCAAGAUGAAGAUGCCCAAGUUCAGCAUGCCGGGGUUCAAGGGCGAGGGCCCGGAGGUGGACGUGAGCCUGCCCAAAGCAGACAUCGAUGUUUCCGGGCCCAAAGUGGACAUUGAAGGUCCAGAUGUGAACGUGGAGGUCCCCGAAGGGAAAGUCAAGGGUCCCAAGUUUAAGAUGCCUGAGAUGAACAUCAAGACCCCAAAGAUUUCCAUGCCAGACUUCCAUUUGAAGGGCCCCAAGGUGAAGGGAGAAUAUGAUGUGACCCCUCCCAAAGUAGAAGGUGAAGUCAAAGUCCCAGAUGUGGAGCUAAAAGGGGCCAAAAUGGACAUCAGUGCCCCAGAUGUGGAGCUCCAUGGGCCCGAGUGGAACCUCAAGAUGCCCAAGGUGAAGAUGCCCAAGUUCAGCAUGCCGGGGUUCAAAGGGGAGGGUCCAGGGGUCGAUGUGAGCCUGCCCAAAGCCGAGGUUGAUGUUUCUGGGCCCAAGGUGGACAAUGAUGUUCCAGAUGUGAAUAUUGAAGGGCCAGAAGGGAAAGUCAAAGGUCCUAAAUUUAAGAUGCCGGAGAUGAACAUCAAGGCCCCCAAGAUUUCUAUGCCAGAUAUGGAUUUGCAUUUGAAAGGACCCAAAGUGAAGGGGGAAUAUGAUGUUUCAGUUCCCAAACUGGAAGGGGACCUGAAAGGCCCCAAAGUGGACAUCAGCGCCCCAGACGUGGACGUCCAUGGGCCCGAGUGGAACCUCAAGAUGCCCAAGGUGAAGAUGCCCAAGUUCAGCAUGCCGGGGUUCAAGGGAGAGGGUCCAGACGUGGACGUGAGCCUGCCCAAAGCAGAUGUUGACAUUUCUGGGCCCAAGGUGGGCAUUGAUGUUCCAGAUGUGGACAUUGAAGGGCCAGAUGCCAAACUGAAGGGCCCCAAGUUCAAGAUGCCCGACAUGCACUUCAAGGCCCCCAAGAUCUCCAUGCCAGAUGUUGACCUGCAUUUGAAAGGCCCCAAAUUGAAGGGGGAUGUGGAUGUGUCUGUGCCCAAGAUCGAAGGUGAUGUGAAGGUUCCUGAUGUGGACAUCAAAGGCCCCAAAGUGGACGUCAGCGCCCCAGAUGUGGACGUCCAUGGGCCCGAGUGGAACCUGAAGAUGCCCAAGAUGAAAAUGCCCAAGUUCAGCAUGCCGGGGUUCAAGGGAGAAGGUCCAGAUGUGGAUGUGAGCCUGCCCAAAGCAGAUGUUGACAUUUCAGGGCCCAAGGUGGACAUUGAUGUUCCAGAUGUGAACAUAGAAGGCCCAGAAGGGAAACUGAAGGGCCCCAAGUUCAAAAUGCCCGACAUGCACUUCAAGGCCCCCAAGAUAUCCAUGCCAGAUGUUGACCUGCAUUUGAGAGGUCCCAAAGUGAAGGGAGACAUGGAUGUUGAUGUGUCUGUGCCCAAGUUAGAAGGUGACGUGAAGGUUCCUGAUGUGGACAUUAAGGGGCCCAAGUUGGACGUCAGUGCCCCAGAUGUGGACGUCCAUGGGCCCGAGUGGAACUUGAAGAUGCCCAAGAUGAAGAUGCCCAAGUUCAGCAUGCCAGGGUUCAAGGGGGAAGGUCCAGAUGUGGACGUGAGCCUGCCCAAAGCAGACGUCGACAUCUCAGGCCCCAAGGUGAACAUUGAUGUUCCAGAUGUGAACAUAGAAGGCCCAGAAGGGAAACUGAAGGGCCCCAAGUUCAAAAUGCCCGACAUGCACUUCAAGGCCCCCAAGAUCUCCAUGCCAGAUGUUGACCUGCAUUUGAGAGGUCCCAAAGUGAAGGGAGACAUGGAUGUCGAUGUGUCUGUGCCCAAGUUAGAAGGUGACGUGAAGGUUCCUGAUGUGGACAUUAAGGGGCCCAAGUUGGACGUCAGUGCCCCAGAUGUGGACGUCCAUGGGCCCGAGUGGAACCUGAAGAUGCCCAAGAUGAAGAUGCCCAAGUUCAGCAUGCCAGGGUUCAAGGGGGAAGGUCCAGAUGUGGACGUGAGCCUGCCCAAAGCAGACGUCGACAUCUCAGGCCCCAAGGUGAACAUUGAUGUUCCAGAUGUGGACAUUGAGGGCCCAGAAGGGAAGCUGAAGGGCCCCAAGUUCAAGAUGCCCGACAUGCACUUCAAGGCCCCGAAGAUCUCUAUGCCAGAUGUUGACCUGAAUCUCAAAGGCCCCAAACUCAAAGGGGAUGUGGAUGUGUCUGUGCCCAAGAUUGAAGGUGAUGUGAAAGUUCCUGAUGUGGACAUCAAAGGCCCCAAAGUAGACGUCAGUGCCCCAGAUGUGGAUGUCCACGGGCCGGAGUGGAACCUCAAGAUGCCCAAGAUGAAAAUGCCCAAGUUCAGCAUGCCGGGGUUCAAGGGCGAGGGCCCAGAAGUGGACGUGAGCCUGCCUAAAGCAGAUGUUGACAUUUCAGGGCCCAAGGUGGACAUUGAUGUUCCAGAUGUGAAUAUUGAAGGCCCAGACGGGAAACUGAAGGGCCCCAAGUUCAAAAUGCCUGACAUGCAUUUCAAGGCCCCCAAGAUAUCCAUGCCAGAUGUUGACCUGCAUUUGAGAGGUCCCAAAGUGAAGGGAGACAUGGAUGUUGAUGUGUCUGUGCCCAAGUUAGAAGGUGACGUGAAGGUUCCUGAUGUGAACAUCAAGGGCCCCAAAGUGGACGUCAGCGCCCCAGAUGUGGACGUCCACGGGCCCGAGUGGAACCUCAAGAUGCCCAAGGUGAAGAUGCCCAAGUUCAGCAUGCCGGGGUUCAAGGGCGAGGGCCCGGAAGUGGACGUGAGCCUGCCCAAAGCAGACGUUGACAUUUCAGGACCUAAGGUGGACAUUAAAGCACCAGAUGUGAACAUUGAAGGGCCAGAUGCAAAAUUCAAAAGUCCCAAAUUCAAGCUGCCCGAGAUGAACAUAAAGCCCCAGAAGAUCUCCAUGCCAGAUGUCGGCUUGCAUUUGAAAGGUCCCAAGGUGAAGGGAGACUAUGAUGUCACAGUUCCAAAGAUACAAGGUGACUUGGAGGUGCCAGAUGUGGAAUUAAAAGGCCCCAAAGUGGACGUCAGUGCCCCAGAUGUGGACGUCCAUGGGCCAGACUGGCAUUUGAAGAUGCCCAAGGUGAAGAUGCCCAAGUUCAGCAUGCCGGGGUUCAAGGGAGAAGGCCCGGAGGUGGACGUGAACCUGCCCAAAGGAGACAUCAAUAUCUCAGGCCCCAAGGUGGACAUCGAGGCUCCUGAUGUGAAUCUAGAGGGCCCUGAGGGGAAGAUCAAAGGCCCCAAGUUCAAGAUGCCCAGCAUGAACAUCCAGACGCAUAAAAUCUCCAUGCCUGAUGUUGGACUCAAUUUGAAAUCCCCUAAAUUAAAGGGUGACCUGGAUGUUUCUCUCCCCAAAGUAGAAGGAGACCUGACAGGACCUAAAGUGGACUUAAAAGCUCCCAAGGUGGAUGUGGACAUUGGGGAUGUUGAUCUCGAAGGCCCAGAAGGAAAGAUCAAAGGCCCCAAGUUCAAGAUGCCCGACAUGCACUUCAAGGCCCCCAAGAUCUCCAUGCCAGAUGUGGACUUGCAUUUGAAAGGCCCCAAACUGAAGGGGGAUGUGGAUGUGUCUGUGCCCAAGAUCGAAGGUGAUGUGAAGGUUCCUGAUGUGGAUAUUAAGGGGCCCAAGUUGGACAUCGAGGCCCCAGAUGUGGACGUCCAUGGGCCCGAGUGGAACCUCAAGAUGCCCAAGAUGAAGAUGCCCAAGUUCAGCAUGCCGGGGUUCAAGGGGGAGGGUCCGGAUGUGGACGUGAGCCUGCCCAAAGCAGAUAUUGACAUUUCUGGGCCCAAGGUGGACAUUGAGGCUCCAGAUGUGGACAUCGAGGGGCCAGAAGGGAAACUGAAGGGCCCCAAGUUCAAGAUGCCCAAACUGAACAUCAAAGCUCCGAAAAUAUCCAUGCCUGAUGUGGACCUGAAUUUAAAAGCCCCCAAAUUGAAGGGGGAGAUGGAUGUGUCUGCUCCCAACCUGGAAGGAGAUUUGAAAGGUCCUCAAGUUAAUAUCAGAGGUCCCAAUGUGGACAUCGAGGGACCUGAUGUCGACCUGGAGUGCCCGGAUGCCAAACUGAAGGGCCCCAAGUUUAAGAUGCCCGACAUGCACUUCAAGGCCCCCAAGAUCUCCAUGCCCGAUGUGGACUUGCAUUUGAAAGGCCCCAAAUUGAAGGGGGAUGUCGAUGUGUCUGUGCCCAAGUUGGAGGGAGAUCUCAAGGGUCCCAAGGUGGAUGUCGAGGUGCCCGAUGUGGACUUGGAGUGCCCGGAUGCCAAAUUGAAGGGCCCCAAGUUCAAGAUGCCCGACAUGCACUUCAAGGCCCCCAAGAUCUCCAUGCCAGAUGUUGACCUGCAUUUGAGAGGUCCCAAAGUGAAGGGAGAUAUGGACGUGGAUGUGUCUGUGCCCAAGAUAGAAGGUGAUGUGAAGGUUCCUGAUGUGGACAUUAAGGGGCCCAAGUUGGACGUCAGCGCCCCAGAUGUGGACGUCCACGGGCCCGAGUGGAACUUGAAGAUGCCCAAGAUGAAGAUGCCCAAGUUCAGCAUGCCGGGGUUCAAGGGAGAGGGUCCAGAAGUGGACAUGAGCCUGCCCAAAGCAGAUGUUGACAUUUCUGGGCCCAAGGUGGACAUUAAAGCACCAGAUGUGAACAUUGAAGGGCCAGAAGGGAAGCUGAAAGGCCCCAAGUUCAAAAUGCCCGACAUGCACUUCAAGGCCCCCAAGAUCUCCAUGCCCGAUGUGGACUUGCAUUUGAAAGGCCCCAAAUUGAAGGGGGAUGUCGAUGUGUCUGUGCCCAAGUUGGAGGGAGAUCUCAAGGGCCCCAAGGUGGAUGUCGAGGGGCCUGAUGUGGACUUGGAGUGCCCGGAUGCCAAACUGAAGGGCCCCAAGUUCAAGAUGCCUGACAUGCACUUCAAGGCCCCCAAGAUCUCCAUGCCAGAUGUUGACCUGCAUUUGAGAGGUCCCAAAGUGAAGGGAGACAUGGAUGUCGAUGUGUCUGUGCCCAAGUUAGAAGGUGACGUGAAGGUUCCUGAUGUGGACAUUAAGGGGCCCAAGUUGGACGUCAGCGCCCCAGAUGUGGACGUCCACGGGCCCGAGUGGAACUUGAAGAUGCCCAAGAUGAAGAUGCCCAAGUUCAGCAUGCCGGGGUUCAAGGGAGAGGGUCCAGACAUGGACGUGAGCCUGCCCAAAGCAGACGUUGACAUUUCUGGGCCCAAGGUGGACAUUGAUGUUCCAGAUGUGGACUUAGAGUGCCCAGAUGCCAAACUGAAGGGCCCCAAGUUCAAGAUGCCCGACAUGCACUUCAAGGCCCCUAAGAUCUCCAUGCCCGAUGUGGACUUGCAUUUGAAAGGCCCCAAAUUGAAGGGGGAUGUCGAUGUGUCUGUGCCCAAAUUGGAGGGAGAUCUCAAGGGCCCCAAGGUGGAUGUCGAGGUACCCGAUGUGGACUUGGAGUGCCCGGAUGCCAAACUGAAGGGCCCCAAGUUCAAGAUGCCCGACAUGCACUUCAAGGCCCCCAAGAUCUCCAUGCCAGAUGUGGAUUUCAACUUGAAGGGCCCUAAGAUCAAAGGAGAUGUGGAUGUCUCUGCUCCCAAAAUAGAAGGCCCAGAAUUGGAUGUUAAAGGGCCCAAAUUGGAUGUUGAUAUGCCAGAUGUGAAUAUCGAAGGACCUGAAGGCAAGUGGAAAAGUCCAAAAUUUAAGAUGCCCGACAUGCACUUCAAGGCCCCCAAGAUCUCCAUGCCAGAUGUGGACUUGCAUUUGAAAGGUCCCAAAAUGAAGGGAGAUAUGGAUGUGGAUGUGUCUGUGCCCAAGAUAGAAGGUGAAGUGAAGGUUCCAGAUGUUGACCUCAAGGGCCCCAAAGUGGACGUCAGCGUCCCAGAUGUGGACGUCCAUGGGCCCGAGUGGAAUCUAAAGAUGCCCAAGAUGAAGAUGCCCAAGUUCAGCAUGCCAGGGUUCAAGGGGGAGGGCCCGGAGGUGGAUGUGAGCCUGCCCAAAGCAGACGUCGACAUCUCAGGCCCCAAGGUGGACAUUGAUGUUCCAGAUGUAAACCUAGAGGGCCCCGAGGGGAAGAUCAAAGGCCCCAAGUUCAAAAUGCCCGAGAUGAACAUCAAGGCCCCCAAGAUCUCCAUGCCUGAUUUUGACUUGCAUCUGAAAGGCCCCAAAGUGAAGGGAGAUGUGGAUGUGUCUGUUCCUAAAAUAGAAGGUGAAGUGAAAGUUCCAGAUGUGGACAUCAAAGGCCCCAAGGUGGACGUCAGUGCCCCAGAUGUGGAUGUCCACGGACCAGACUGGCAUUUGAAAAUGCCCAAGAUGAAGAUGCCCAAGUUCAGCAUGCCGGGGUUCAAGGGGGAGGGUCCCGAUGUGGACGUGAGCCUGCCCAAAGCAGACAUCGACAUCUCAGGCCCCAAGGUGGACAUUGAUGUUCCAGAUGUGGACAUUGAAGGGCCAGAAGGGAAAGUGAAGGGCCCCAAGUUCAAGAUGCCCGACAUGCACUUCAAGGCUCCAAAGGUUUCCAUGCCAGACAUUGAUUUACACUUGAAAGCUCCUAAGUUAAAGGGAGAUGUUGAUGUGUCUCUUCCAAAGGUGGAAGGAAAUUUGAAAGGACCAGAGUUUGAUAUCAAAGGCCCUAAAUUGGAUGUAGAAGCUCCAGAUGUUGAUAUCCAUGGGCCAGAAGGGAAACUGAAGAUGCCUAAAUUAAAGAUGCCCAAGUUCAGCAUGCCAGGGUUCAAGGGGGAGGGCCCAGAGGUGGACGUGAACCUGCCCAAAGCAGACAUCGACAUCUCAGGCCCCAAGGUGGACAUCGAUGUUCCAGAUGUGAGCCUUGAGGGCCCUGAUGGGAAGAUCAAGGGUCCCAAGUUUAAAAUGCCCGAAAUGCACAUCAAAGCUCCAAAGAUUUCUAUGCCCGACGUGGACCUGAACCUGAAGGGGCCAAAGCUGAAGGGAGAUGUGGAUGUGUCCCUUCCCAAGGUGGAAGGAGAUCUGAAAGGCCCCGAGCUCGACAUCAAGGGUCCCAAAGUGGACGUCAGUGUCCCAGAUGUGGAUGUCCAUGGGCCAGACUGGCAUUUGAAGAUGCCCAAGGUGAAGAUGCCCAAGUUCAGCAUGCCGGGGUUCAAGGGAGAGGGCCCGGAGGUGGACGUGAACCUGCCCAAAGCAGACAUCGACAUCUCAGGCCCCAAGGUGGACAUCGAGGCUCCUGAUGUGAAUAUCGAAGGGCCAGAAGGGAAGUGGAAAAGUCCCAAGUUUAAGAUGCCUGACCUACCUUUUAAAACUCCAAAGAUCUCAAUGCCAGAAAUUGACCUGAAUCUGAAGGGUCCCAAAGUAAAAGGAGACAUGGACGUUUCAGUCCCUAAGUUGGAAGGGGACAUCAAAGGCCCUGAACUUGACAUCAAGGGUCCCAAAGUGGAUGUCAGCGCCCCAGAUGUGGAUGUCCAUGGGCCAGAUUGGAACCUGAAGAUGCCCAAGAUGAAGAUGCCCAAGUUCAGCAUGCCAGGGUUCAAGGGCGAGGGCCCGGAGGUGGACGUGAGCCUGCCCAAAGCAGACAUCGACAUCUCAGGCCCCAAGGUGGACAUUGAGGCCCCUGACCUAAGUAUCGAAGGUCCCGAAGGGAAACUGAAGGGCCCCAAAUUCAAGAUGCCCGAGAUGAACAUCAAGGCCCCCAAGAUCUCCAUGCCCGAUUUUGACUUGCAUCUGAAAGGCCCCAAAGUGAAGGGAGACGUGGAUGUGUCCCUUCCCAAGGUGGAAGGGGACCUGAAAGGCCCCGAGCUCGACAUCAAGGGCCCCAAAGUGGACGUCAGUGCCCCAGAUGUGGAUGUCCACGGGCCAGACUGGAACCUGAAAAUGCCCAAGGUGAAGAUGCCCAAGUUCAGCAUGCCAGGGUUCAAGGGAGAGGGCCCAGAGGUAGACGUGAACCUGCCCAAAGCAGACAUUGACAUCUCAGGCCCCAAGGUGGACAUCGAGGCCCCUGACCUAAGUAUCGAAGGUCCCGAAGGGAAACUGAAGGGCUCCAAAUUCAAGAUGCCCGAGAUGAACAUCAAGGCCCCCAAGAUCUCCAUGCCCGAUUUUGACUUGCAUCUGAAAGGUCCCAAGGUGAAGGGAGACGUGGAUGUGUCUGUGCCCAAGAUAGAAGGUGAAGUGAAAGUUCCAGAUGUGGACAUCAAAGGGCCCAAAGUGGACAUUGAAGCUCCAGAUGUGGACGUCCAUGGCCCAGAGUGGAAUCUAAAGAUGCCCAAGAUGAAGAUGCCCAAGUUCAGCAUGCCAGGGUUCAAGGGGGAGGGCCCGGAGGUGGACGUGAGCCUGCCCAAAGCAGACGUCGACAUCUCAGGCCCCAAAUUGGACAUUGAGGCCCCUGACAUUAACAUUGAGGGUCCAGAUGCAAAAGUGAAAGGCCCCAAAUUUAAAAUGCCCGAGAUGAAUAUUAAGGCUCCGAAGAUCUCAAUGCCAGACUUGGAUCUCAAUCUCAAGGGUCCAAAAAUAAAAGGCGAUGUCGAUGUGACCCUUCCAAAAGUAGAGGGUGACUUGAAAGGGCCAUCUCUUGACCUCAAAGGCCCCAAGCUGGACAUCGAUGCCCCAGAUAUUGACAUCCAUGGCAAAAGCCCCAAACUCAAAAUGCCCGACAUGCAUCUUCCCAAGUUUCACUUCUCAGGCCCCAAAGUGCAAACCCCAGAGGUGGAUGCCAAACUCAAAAAGCCCGAGGUCGACAUUACGGGCCCCAAGGUGGAUAUCAAUGCCCCCGAUGUGGAGGUGCAGGGCAAAGCAAAAGGCCCGAAGUUCAAAAUGCCCUUCCUGAGCAUUUCCUCGCCCAAGGUCUCUAUGCCUGAUGUAGAAUUAAACCUGAAAAGCCCCAAAGUGAAGGGAGACCUGGAUGUAGCAGGCCCAACCUUGGAAGGCGAUCUGAAAGGUCCUAAAAUAGAUCUCAAGGCACCAGACGUUCAUCUUGAAGCACCUGAUGUGGACGUCCACGGGCCAGACUUUAAUGUGAAGGUGCCCAAGAUGAAGAUGCCCAAGUUCAGCAUGCCAGGGUUCAAGGGAGAGGGCCCGGAGGUUGACGUGAGCCUGCCCAAAGCAGACAUCGACAUCUCAGGCCCCAAGGUGGACAUCGAGGUUCCUGAUGUGAAUAUUGAAGGGCCAGAAGGGAAGAUCAAAGGCCCCAAGUUCAAGAUGCCCGAGAUGAACAUCAAGGCCCCCAAGAUCUCCAUGCCCGACUUUGACUUACAUCUGAAAGGCCCCAAAGUGAAGGGAGACGUGGAUGUUUCCCUGCCCAAAGUGGAAGGUGACCUAAAGGGCCCUGAGAUAGAUAUCAAAGGCCCCAAAGUGGACGUCGAUGUUCCAGAUGUGGACAUUGAGGGCCCAGAAGGGAAACUGAAGGGCCCCAAGUUCAAGAUGCCCGACAUGCACAUCAAGGCCCCCAAGAUCUCCAUGCCCGAUUUUGAUCUGAACCUGAAGGGGCCAAAGUUGAAGGGAGACGUGGAUGUGUCCCUUCCCAAGGUGGAAGGGGACCUGAAAGGCCCCAAGCUCGACAUCAAGGGCCCCAAAGUGGACAUCAGUGCCCCAGAUGUGGACGUCCACGGGCCAGACUGGAACCUGAAGAUGCCCAAGGUGAAGAUGCCCAAGUUCAGCAUGCCGGGGUUCAAGGGUGAGGGCCCAGAGAUGGACAUGAACCUGCCCAAAGCAGACAUUGACAUCUCAGGCCCCAAGGUGGACAUCGAGGCCCCUGACCUAAGUAUCGAAGGUCCUGAAGGGAAACUGAAGGGCCCCAAAUUCAAGAUGCCCGAGAUGAACAUCAAGGCCCCCAAGAUCUCCAUGCCCGAUUUUGACUUGCAUCUGAAAGGCCCCAAAGUGAAGGGAGACAUGGAUGUGUCUGUGCCCAAGAUAGAAGGUGAAGUGAAAGUUCCAGAUGUGGACAUCAAAGGCCCCAAAGUGGACAUUGAGGCUCCAGAUGUGGACGUCCAUGGCCCAGACUGGAACCUGAAAAUGCCCAAGAUGAAGCUCCCCAAGUUCAGCAUGCCGGGGUUCAAGGGCGAGGGCCCAGAGGUGGACGUGAGCCUGCCCAAAGCAGACAUCGAUAUCUCUGGACCUAAAGUGGACAUUGAGGCCCCUAACUUGGAAAUUGAAGGUCCAGAUGGGAAAAUAAAAGGGCCCAAGUUUAAAAUGCCUGACAUGCACAUCAAGGCCCCCAAGAUCUCUAUGCCUGACAUUGACUUGAACCUGAAGGGCCCCAAGAUGAAGGGAGACAUUGAUGUGUCUCUUCCCAAAGUGGAAGGUGAUCUGAAAGGGCCUCAAGUGGAUAUCAAAGGCCCCAAAUUGGACAUAGAUACACCUGACCUUGACAUUCACGGCCCAGAAGGAAAGCUGAAGGGCCCCAAAUUCAAAAUGCCUGACCUGCAUCUCAAGGCCCCCAAAAUCUCUAUGCCUGAUGUGGACCUGAACCUGAAGGGCCCCAAGCUCCAGGGGGAUGUGGAUGUGUCCCUUCCCAAGGUAGAGGGGGAUCUGAAAGGCCCUGAUCUUGACAUCAAGGGCCCCAAAGUGGACGUCAGCGCCCCAGAUGUGGACGUCCAUGGGCCAGACUGGAACCUGAAAAUGCCCAAGAUAAAGAUGCCCAAGUUCAGCAUGCCGGGAUUCAAGGGAGAGGGCCCGGAGGUUGACGUGAGCCUGCCCAAAGCAGACAUCGACAUCUCAGGCCCCAAGGUGGACAUCGAGGCUCCUGAUGUGAAUAUUGAAGGGCCAGAAGGGAAGAUCAAAGGCCCCAAGUUCAAGAUGCCUGAGAUGAACAUCAAGGCCCCCAAGAUCUCCAUGCCCGACUUUGACUUACAUCUGAAAGGCCCCAAAGUGAAAGGAGAUGUGGAUGUUUCCCUGCCCAAAGUGGAAGGUGACCUAAAGGGCCCUGAGGUAGAUAUCAAAGGCCCCAAAGUGGACAUCGAUGCCCCAGACGUGGACAUCCAUGGGCCAGAUUGGAACCUGAAAAUGCCCAAAGUGAAGAUGCCCAAGUUCAACAUGCCAGGGUUCAAGGGGGAAGGUCCCGAUGUGGACGUGAACCUGCCCAAAGCAGACGUCGACAUCUCAGGCCCCAAGGUGGACAUUGAUGUUCCAGAUGUGGACAUUGAGGGUCCAGAAGGGAAACUGAAGGGCCCCAAGUUCAAGAUGCCCGACAUGCACAUCAAGGCCCCCAAGAUCUCCAUGCCCAAUAUUGAUCUGAACCUGAAGGGGCCAAAACUGAAGGGAGAUGUGGAUGUGUCCCUUCCCAAGGUGGAAGGGGACCUGAAAGGCCCCGAGCUUGACAUCAAGGGCCCCAAAGUGGACAUUGAUGUUCCAGAUGUGAAUAUUGAAGGCCCAGAAGGAAAACUGAAGGGCCCCAAGUUCAAGAUGCCCGACAUGCAUAUCAAGGCCCCCAAGAUCUCCAUGCCUGACUUUGACUUGAACCUGAAAGGCCCUAAGCUGAAGGGAGAUGUGGAUGUUUCUCUUCCCAAGAUGGAGGGAGAUCUCAAGGGGCCUCAAGUGGAUCUCAAAGGUCCUGAGCUGGGCUUUGAGGGUCCUGAAGGGAAACUGAAAGGUCCUAAAUUCCACAUGCCUGAUGUACAUUUCAAGACCCCCCAGAUUUCCAUGAAUGAAAUUGACUUGAACCUGAAGGGCCCCAAGAUGAAGGGAGACAUUGAUGUGUCUCUUCCCAAAGUGGAAGGUGAUCUGAAAGGGCCUCAAGUGGAUAUCAAAGGCCCCAAAUUGGACAUAGAUACACCUGACCUUGACAUUCACGGCCCAGAAGGAAAGCUGAAGGGCCCCAAAUUCAAAAUGCCUGACCUGCAUCUCAAGGCCCCCAAAAUCUCUAUGCCUGAUGUGGACCUGAACCUGAAGGGCCCCAAGCUCCAGGGGGAUGUGGAUGUGUCCCUUCCCAAGGUAGAGGGGGAUCUGAAAGGCCCUGAUCUUGACAUCAAGGGCCCCAAAGUGGACGUCAGCGCCCCAGAUGUGGACGUCCACGGGCCAGACUGGAACCUGAAAAUGCCCAAAGUGAAGAUGCCCAAGUUCAGCAUGCCAGGGUUCAAGGGAGAGGGCCCGGAGGUUGACGUGAGCCUGCCCAAAGCAGACAUCGACAUCUCAGGCCCCAAGGUGGACAUCGAGGCUCCUGAUGUGAAUAUUGAAGGGCCAGAAGGGAAGAUCAAAGGCCCCAAGUUCAAGAUGCCUGAGAUGAACAUCAAGGCCCCCAAGAUCUCCAUGCCCGACUUUGACUUACAUCUGAAAGGCCCCAAAGUGAAGGGAGACGUGGAUGUUUCCCUGCCCAAAGUGGAAGGUGACCUAAAGGGCCCUGAGAUAGAUAUCAAAGGCCCCAAAGUGGACGUCGAUGUUCCAGAUGUGGACAUUGAGGGCCCAGAAGGGAAACUGAAGGGCCCCAAGUUCAAGAUGCCCGACAUGCACAUCAAGGCCCCCAAGAUCUCCAUGCCCGAUUUUGAUCUGAACCUGAAGGGGCCAAAGCUGAAGGGAGACGUGGAUGUGUCCCUUCCCAAGGUGGAAGGGGACCUGAAAGGCCCCGAGCUCGACAUCAAGGGCCCCAAAGUGGACGUCAGUGCCCCAGAUGUGGACGUCCACGGGCCAGACUGGAACCUGAAGAUGCCCAAGGUGAAGAUGCCCAAGUUCAGCAUGCCGGGGUUCAAGGGUGAGGGCCCGGAGGUGGACGUGAGCCUGCCCAAAGCAGACAUCGACAUUUCAGACCCCAAGGUGGACAUUGAGGCCCCUGACCUAAGUAUCGAAGGUCCCGAAGGGAAACUGAAGGGCCCCAAAUUCAAGAUGCCCGAGAUGAACAUCAAGGCCCCCAAGAUCUCCAUGCCUGAUAUUGACUUGAAUUUGAAAGGGCCCAAAGUGAAGGGAGAUUUUGAUGUGUCCAUCCCUAAAGUUGAAGGUAAUCUGAAGGGUCCCGAAGUUGGCUUCCAGGGUCCCAGUUUGGAUCUCCAUGGCCCAGAUGCCAAAUUAAGUGGUCCAAACUUGAAAAUGCCAUCACUAGACAUUUCUGGGCCCAAAGUAUCUGCUCCCGAUGUCGACUUACAUCUCAAGUCCCCCAAGUUUGGCGUUUCUGGUCCCAAGAUAGAAGGUGGCGAAUUCGACCUGAAGGGCCCCAAGGUGGAUUUGCAAGCACCCAGUUUGGAUAUUGAGGGCCCAGAUCUGAACGUUGAGGGGCCGGAUGUGAAAAUCCCAAAAUUUAAGAAACCUAAAUUUGGCUUUGGGGCUAAAAGCCCAAAGGCUGACAUCAAAUCCCCUUCAUUAGACGUCAGCGUUCCAGAAGCAGAGCUGAAUGUCGAAACUCCAGAUGUCAACGUUAGUGGGAAGGGCAAGAAAAUGAAGUUUAAAAUGCCCAAGAUCCAUAUGAGUGGCCCUAAGAUCAAGGCCAAAAAACAGGGAAUUGAUCUGAACGCCCCCGAGGGUGAAAUCGAUGCCAGUCUCAAAACUCCAGACUUGGAUGUCAAUGUGGCAGCCCCAGAUGCUUCUCUGAAAGUGGACGUGAAAUCUCCCAAAACCAAGAAGCCGAUGUUUGGAAAAAUGUACUUCCCUGACGUGGAAUUUGAUAUCAAAUCUCCCAAAUUCAAAGCAGAGGCCCCCCUUCCCAGCCCCAAACUGGAAGGGGAAAUCCAAACACCUGGCUUGGAAAUUUCAUCUCCAGGAAUCAAAGCUGGGCUCAAGGGGCCCGGGCUGGAGGUCGGGUCCGUUGGCCUCAGCGGGAGCCUCCCCAGUGGCACCGUGGAAGGGCCUGACGUCCAUCUGAAGGCGCCCAAGUUCAAAGGCCCAGGCGGGAGUGUCGAUUUCUCGGGGCCAAAGCUCGAGGGAGACCUGAAACUGCCCGGUGUUCAAGGCAACCUGGACGCCUCUGACAUCAACAUCGAAGUCCCCGGUGCUAAAAUCAAAGCCCCCUCCUUUGGCAUCUCAUCUCCUCAAGUGUCUGUCCCUGAUGUAAACGUCAACUUGAAAGGACCAAAGAUAAAGGGUGAUGUCCCCAAAGUGGAUCUGGAAGGACCGGACAUCGAUCUGAAGGGUCCAGAUGCAAAAAUCCAGUUCCCCAAGUUCUCCUUGCCCAAGAUCGGAGUCCCCGGAGUGAAGGUGGAGGGCGGAGGAGCCGAUUUUCACGGCCAGCUUCCCUCUCUCGAGGGAGGAGUGAGUGCCCCUAACCUCAAGCUCGAGGGGCCAGAUGUGACUCUGAAGGGGGGCCUGCCGUCCGUGAACCUCUCUGGGCCGGACCUUGACUUAAAUUUGAAAGGACCAAAGCUGAAGGGCGAUCUGGAUGUUUCCGGAGGUGUCGCGGGUCCCAAGCUAAGUGUGGACACCCCGGGCCUUGACCUCAAAGGAGCUGGCGGGAAACUUUCGGCAGAGGGAGGAGUGAAAGUCCCUGGCAUCAACCUCAAUUUAGACGCCCCCAAAAUGCACGUCGGCGUGCCGGAUGUGAGUCUGAAGGGAGAUUUGGAUGUGGCCGGUGACAUCAAGGGCCCCAGAGUGUCGGUGGAGGCCCCGGCUGUCGGUUUGGAGGCACCCGGAGGGGCCAUCAAGCUCCCCCAGAUGAAGCUGCCCCAUUUUGGCAUCUCCUCCCCGGGGGCUCAUUUGGACCUUAAUGCCACAGGGCCGGAGCUUAAGGGCUCUGGGCCGGAUGUGCACCUCAGAGGUGUGGACCUGAAAGGGCCCCAGAUCUCGUCCGAGGUGGAUUUUAACUUGGAAGGACCAAAAAUAAAAGGGGGCUUUGGGGCCAGCGGGGACAUCAAGGGUCCUGCCGUGGCAGGGAGUCUUGGCGGCGUCAACAUCAGAGGCUUGGAAGGGGGUAUCCAGUUGCCCAGGUGUGAAGGCGAGCUGCCGGAUGUGAACGUCAAACUCCCGACGGGGAAGCUCUCGGGUCCGGGCGUCGGCCUCCACGGAGCGGCUCCCGACGUGAGCCUCCAGGGUCCCGCGUUCAAGCUCUCAUCGCCCGAGAUCUCGGCAGCAGACUUGGGGGGCAUCGGCUUGAAGGGACCGAAGAUCCAAGGCGGGGUGGAUGUCUCCGGGGGUGUCCGGGCUCCGGAUUUCAGCGUCGGGGGCGGGCACGUGAACAUCAAAGGCAUGGGUGGAGAGUGGAAAGGACCCCAGGUCUCUUCUGCUCUCGAGCUGGCUGGGGGGAUCCAUGUUUCAGGACCAAAGGUAGAAGGAGGCAUUAAGGAAGGCCAGGGGGGGCUGCAGGGCGUUCACUUGGAAGGUGGCUCUGGAAGGGUAACAUUCCCCAAGAUGAAGAUCCCCAAGUUUACCUCCUCAGAACGGGAGCUGGUGGGCAGAGAAGUCGGGGUGGAUGUGAACUUCCCUCGAGUGGAAGGCAGUGUCCAGGCCGGAGCUGGGGAAGGGGAGUGGGAUGAGGCAGACAUUAAACUCAAAAAGUCCAAAAUCAAGAUGCCCAAAUUUACCUUUUCCAAAGCCAAAGGCAAGGGGAGUGCCACGAGUUCCCCCGAGGUCUCCAUCUCCGGCUCCAAGGGAGACCUCAAGAGCUCUAAGGCCAGCCUGGGCUCCCUGGACGGGGAGGCCGAGGCAGAGGCAUCUUCCCCCAAAGGCAAAUUCUCCUUUUUUAAGAGCAAAAAGCCCCGCCACCGGUCGAGCUCCUUCAGUGAUGAGAGAGAGCAUUCUGCCCCGGUCACUCCUACGGGCACGCUCGAAUUUGGAAGUGGGGAAGUGUCCAUCGAGGGUGGGAAGGUCAAAGGAAAGCAUGGCAAACUCAAGUUUGGCACCUUUGGUGGGCUGGGGUCAAAGAGUAAAGGUCACUAUGAGGUCACCGGGAGCGAUGAGGAGACAGGAAAGCUCCAGGGAAGCGGGGUGUCCCUGGCCUCCAAGAAGUCCAGGCUGUCUUCGUCAUCGAGCAAUGACAGCGGGUCGAAGGUGGGCACCCAGCUGCCGGAGAUGGAGCUGACGGUUUCUAAAAAGUGAGAAGGGAAGCCCUUUGUAUGUGUUCACGUGUAUAUAUAUAUAUAAAUAUAUAUUGACGGUAGAUAGGCUUCUGUGUGUUUGUAUAUAAACUUCCAAACAUUGAUUCGAGGUCAAAAUCAGCAAUAAAAAUGGAGGUCGGGCCGACCCGGGGCCGAUCCGGGGCCGAUCCGGGGCCGAUCCGGGUUCGGGGCGGAGAGUCGGGGCUGCGCUGGUAACAACCGCAGUAGCUGGAUUGCUGUCGUCGGGGUCUUUUCCAGGCCGGCCUUUCUGCCAAAUAAGCCUUCUUUGCCUUCCUAAGUUCAGUUUGCUCAUUAAAUGCUGAGAGCAUCUGUUUACUAAGCAAGCCUUGUGUUUAUUAUUUUCAUUUUUACAGAAUCUUUUCAGUGUUGGGGUCGUAGAAAUCUGACGUCCAUUCGAUGCCUUUUUUUUUGGGGGGGGGAUAGGCUUUUAUUUGCAAGGGAUGGGAGGGGGUGGGAGAGGGUGGGGCAAGACUUCUAUUUUGGCCUCCAAGGAUGGCUGAUAUUCCAAAAUUGUCCUGUCUAUCAGACAUACACCAGGAUGGCAGAGAGAAGUUUUUCCCAGGAAAAUUGGUUCUGUUUUGGUUUUUUGGGUGGGGAGGUGGCGAUGGUGCCUUUUAGCACGUCCGUUCUCCCCCCGGCUGGUAGUUGUGACCAGUUUUGGGCGCUCCUGGUGAGAGGGGGCUAGACUGCUUCUCAGCUGUUAGUGACUGACCCACUUGUCUGGGGUUUACAUACUUUGUACUAUAUGAGUUGUUUUUACCAGCGACUGCCACUUUUCCGAUAUUUGUCAUGGAUGCUUUUUAACCAAUGUUACCUGAUUAAGAAUCCAGCACUUUAAUGCCAAAUUAAUUUCGAAUGUAAGAAAAUUCAUGCUGUAAAAUGCAAAUAAAGCCGCUAACAAGUAAUCUGGA
Sarcophilus harrisii (Tasmanian devil) is the source of this 19245-nucleotide messenger RNA. RefSeq names its product AHNAK nucleoprotein (gene AHNAK). Gene Ontology annotation, cellular component: costamere; cytoplasm; nucleus. Gene Ontology annotation, molecular function: protein binding. The record is from RefSeq and is a predicted model, not a curated record. Lineage: Eukaryota; Metazoa; Chordata; Mammalia; Dasyuromorphia; Dasyuridae. The transcript has 6 exons. Gene Ontology annotation, biological process: regulation of RNA splicing. The coding region runs from base 147 to 18314 and encodes 6055 amino acids.